Molecule: messenger RNA, 1815 nt
Organism: Branchiostoma belcheri (Belcher's lancelet)
Lineage: Eukaryota; Metazoa; Chordata; Leptocardii; Amphioxiformes; Branchiostomatidae
Product: prokineticin receptor 2-like
Exons: 3
Coding region: 160-1368 (402 amino acids)
Biological process (GO): neuropeptide signaling pathway
Cellular component (GO): membrane
Molecular function (GO): neuropeptide Y receptor activity
Source: RefSeq, a predicted model, not a curated record
AUACCAUAUAGAACCGUACCUCGGUCUCAGUAUGGCCUUUUCGGAACACAGGUGACAUUUUCCAUCUAGUUUGUCCCAAAAAUCUAGUUGACAAUGUCGAAGUGCGCCGUACAGUAGUAGAACUUAACUCGCUCCACUGAACACCCAGAACUGAGCAGCAUGGAGGUCGCAGAUAGGAGUUUUGAAGACAACACUACCCUGAACUAUGAUCCGUACUUCCUCAACUUCAGUACAAUGUAUUCGUACGACUUCAUGGACAAUAUUACGAAACUGUACGAGUACGAUUAUGAGUUCGAAGAGGGAUUCAACAGCGUCCAGCCGCUCCCAGCCCGCGUCAUCCUCGGCAUCGUCUACUGCCUCAUCAUGCUGGUCUGCGGCACGGGCAACUCUCUCCUCAUCACCGCCGUCUGCCGCUUCAGGGAGCUCCGAUGUGUGGCCAACGUCCUGGUGGCCAACCUGGCGCUGUCCGACCUGCUGGUGGCCGUCUUCUGCCUGCCGUUCCAGCUCGACUACUACAUCGUCAAAAACGAGUCCUGGGGAUACGGGGACUUCAUGUGCGCCACCGUCAACUACGUCCGCACCAUGUCCCUCUACGUGUCCACCAACGUGCUGGUGGCUAUCGCCAUCGACAGGUACUACAUUGUGGUUCACCGGCCGAUGCAGCAGCGGCGCCGGGCUUGGGUCAUGAUCGUCCCCGUUUGGCUGACGUCCAUGAUAUUCGCUCUCCCAUCAGCUGUGAACUCCAAGACAAUCAUGAACCAUCGGAACGGCACGAUGUUCUGCGGCCAGGCCUGGUCUGUCCGCUCCACCAAGUACUACCAGGCCUACUACGUCAUGAUGUUCAUCAUCGAGUACCUGGUCCCCAUCAUCACCAUGACGUACUGCCACCUCACGCUGUGGCUCAAGGUCCACCGCCGCUCCUGCCCGGGGAACACCAACGAGCGUCAGCAGCAGACCCUGGCCAAGUCGCGCCGCAAGACGGUCACCCUGGUCAUCCUCUCCUCGCUCUUCGUCCUGUGCUGGGGGCCGUAUCAGGGCUACACGCUGGUGCGAGACCUGUCUCCCCUCAUCCUGAAGGAGAAGCUCAACACCACGAUCUUCUACGCAGUGGAGGCGCUCGCCAUGGGCAACAACGUUGUCAACACCGUGCUGUACGUGGCCCUCAACGCCAAGAUACGCAAGUACAUCAAGCUGAUGGUGACGGAGUCCUCCAUCUACAACAGCUUGAACGGAAACGUGUCGGGCAGCUCCUCCUUCCGCGCCUGCAACCGCCCGGCUCCCAUCCCCGCCGUCCUGCCUCCUCCCCGGCCAAGCGCCAACCUGACGCACCCGGUGGAGCCCUACAGAGAGCGAGAGACGACAGUGUAAAGUUAUAGGGCGAUGUAAUUAGUAACAUUCCCUACGAAUGUGAAUAAAUGGUCUCCACUCCAAGGUUCGGGCCUAGGCACAAAAAGUAGUCUGUAGACAGAGAGAUCCAUCAUUCCAACCUUCACCUAAUUCUGAACCAACCUAUCGAUUAAUCGAAUAGAUAUCUACAUCCUACGCCAAUCAAUCAAAAGAAAUUGUUCACCCCAAUGUGCCAACGUUGCCUACACUUUAGAGUUCGGGGUCAACAGCCUAAAGGUCCAUUGGCCUUGUUGUUCGCGUGUACAAACACGUGCACGGAAUGGCUAAUGCACUUUCUUCAAAGAGUACAAACGAUGCCCUUGCUCAUACGCCUCAAAAGCAGUCGAAGGGUAAAAAAAAGCCGCACUAAUUGCUAACAACAAAGAGGAUUAGACAAUCAUCACAUUGGUGCCUCACAACUUCAAACAA